UCAGUUGCACCGGAGUCGUUUGUAAAUUAAGAUGUGGUCAUUAUCGGUCCUCCUGGCGUUGCUUCUAGCGGUAAGCGCUUACGGUGGUGUUCCCUUACCAGCAAGGCACCGACUGGCGAGCGUCCGACAAGCCACGGCAGCAACAGGAUAUCGCCUACCAAACACAACGCUGCCACUGAAAUAUAAUGUCGAGUUGACAACCCACGUGCAUAAUAGUCUGAUAGUGACACAGUUCGAUUUCCAGGGAAAAGUCACGAUCGAACUUCAAGUGCUGGAGGAAAAUGUGCAGAACAUCACAUUGCACUACCGACAAAUAACGAUCUCGCACGUAACGCUCACCGAAAUAACUAAUCCAGCGAGUGAACCCAUCAUCAACGACGACAGCAGCUUCACGACCGAUACAACGUUCGAGUUCCUAACCAUCCAAGCACCAAGUGUACUUAAGCCUUUGGGAACUUAUUUAUUGGAGAUUCAGUACAGUGGGAAUCUACGAACCGAUAAUGGGGGAUUUUAUAGGUCUUCUUACACGGAUGAGAACGGUGAUACGAAGUGGAUUGCCACCACGCAGUUCGAAUCCACGGACGCCCGGCACGCUUUUCCGUGCUAUGAUGAACCUGGAAUUCGGGCACCUAUCGGAUUGAAAUUGACUCAUGGAAGUGCUUAUCAUGCGGUCUCUAACAUGCCCAUCAAGUCCUCCACCGGAAAUAACAAUUACACCACUACGGAGUUCGAAGACACACCUCCCAUGCAAACCUACCUGCUAGCGUUUGUGGUUUCCGAUUUCGCUAAGGUCAGUGACCCCGCCAACAACCAGUCCGUGUACGCGAUUCCAACUGCCAUUGCGAAUGGAGAUUUGAACUUCGCUCUCGAGGCCGGAGUUAGAGUGAUUCAAAGCUUGGAGAAUUUGGUGGGCGUGAACUACAGCCUCCCGAAGCUCGAUCAAAUCGCAAUUCCGGACUUCGCCGCCGGUGCCAUGGAAAACUGGGGCCUGGUGACCUACCGGGAGGAGGUUCUGAUGUACAACGAAACCAAAUCACCGAUGAGCCAGAUGAAACGUUCGGCAUCGAUAAUCGGUCACGAGUACGCUCACCAGUUUUUCGGGAAUCUGGUGUCACCUGCGUGGUGGAGUUAUCUGUGGUUGAACGAAGGAUUUGCCACCUUUUUCCAGUACGCAGCCGCGCAUCAAGCCUAUCCGAAACUGCGUAUUGAUGAACUGUUCGUUAUUGAAGCCGUACAGACAGCUUUCCAGUCCGAUGCCCUGGAGUCCACCCGUGCGAUGAACUGGUACGUGGAGUCCCCGGCGGCUAUCGCCGAGCUGUUCGAUGAUAUUGCCUAUCAGAAAGCUGGAUCGGUUCUACGCCAGCUGCAGCAUGCCUUCGGAGAUCUAAAUUUCCGCACCGGAUUGAAAUACUAUCUGGAAGCGCGACAAAUGCAGGCCGCUACCCCAAGCGAUCUUUCGGCGGCUCUGCAACGGGCUGUUACGGACGGCAGUACUCUGACGCUCAAAGUGGAAGACAUUCUAAACUCAUGGGCCAACCAGGAAGGCUACCCGGUUCUGCACGUUAGUCGCAACGAAACCGGCAUCCUUCAGCUGCGCCAAGAGCGAUAUCUUCUGAAAGAAUCACAGACGGCUGCCAAAGCCACGUGGUACAUUCCGUACAAUUUGGCCUCGAGACAGGCGGCCGACUUCUCGGCUACGCUCCCCGCCGGCUGGCUUACCGGAGAAACCAAUGAAGUACAUCCGACAACGCAGCUUAACUGGACAAGCGACGACUGGGUUAUCUUCAACAAACAGCAAACCGGCUAUUAUCGUGUCAAUUAUGACGACAAUCUGUGGAGUCUAAUUAGUCAUGAGCUGCGUGAGGGCGACUUCAAGACCAUUCAUCAUCUAAACCGAGCGCAAUUGAUUGAUGAUUCGCUUAAUCUGGCGCGUUCGGGUCACAUCAAGUACGAUAUCGCACUGGAGCUGGCGCAAUACCUUAUCAGCGAAACCGAGUUCAUCCCGUGGGCUUCGGCGAGCAACGGCCUAAGCUAUCUGAACUUGAUGCUUUCGAGCUCGUCAAAGUAUGACCAGUUCAAAAAGUACGUCUGGAGUUUGAUUGAACCAGCCUUCAAAACGUACGGAUUGACCGGUAAAGCUGAGGAAUCCCACUUCGAUAAACUCACUCGAAGUACCCUCGUGAACUGGGCCUGCUUAGUGGACUCGGAAGAAUGUCUGACGGCGACAAGCGCACUGCUAGCGGAUGUGGUUUCUAACAAAACUGCCGACGUUGAUCCGAACAUCAAAUCGUUAGUCUACUGCCAUGGAUUGCGCGAUGCGGACCGUGACACUUUCCUGUUCGUGCUGGACCGCAUGCAGCGUUCCCAAGACUCCGCAGAGCGUUCGCAGCUGCUGGGUUCGCUCGGUUGUCCGCAGGACGCUGUGCUGUUGCGCACCUUUUUGGAAACCUCGCUGGACGAAACCGUUGGCACUAACUAUCGGGGCCAAGAGCGGACCCGUGUGCUGAGUUCCGUCGUGAACGGGGGUAAGGUUGGACUCGAAAUCGCCAUGGAGUUCCUGGAGGCGAAUGUUGCCGCUAUCGAUCGACUGUACAAUCAGUUCGGUGGUCGAGCAGUUGGAUCGGCCGUUAUCGGAAUGGCGGGACGGAUUGUCAGCCAGGAGCAGAAUGAAAAGUUCGAAACGUUGCUCGGAAAGUUGCGAGCUGGUAAUUAUUUGAGCGACGAUGAAGAGAGCACUGCUAAGGAGAUAUCCGGCGAAAAUCUUCUGUGGACGAAUAAAUACCUCGCGGGGCUUGAGCGCUGGCUGGAGGACAACGUUGGUUCCGGUUCGAUGGUUCUACGGGGAGAUUAUCGACUGUUCUCGGUGCUGGGUGCCGCUGUUGCGGUCGUUUCCUAUUUGAAAUUAUGAUGAAAUGUAGAAUAAUUGGAAAAUAGGUUGGAGCAUUUGCUCGUGAAGUCUUGUUACAUUACAAAAUUGUUACAGAAAAUACAAAAAAAUAAGGAGCGCCUAAGUUUUAGUUUUACAUUCGAUUUUCAAACUUUAUUCUUAUUUUAAAUUACAUUCACAACCACAUUCGAAGUUUACGAGGUGAAACCUUUGUAGCACAUCAUUUUUUUAUUUUGCGUGAACGUGUGUUAAAAGUAAAAAAAUAACGAAAAGAAUCUUUUUCUUUUAAAUGCCAAUAAACGACGGUAAUCUUUCUAAGUAAUUGGUGCCCAUCAA
Wyeomyia smithii (pitcher-plant mosquito) is the source of this 3223-nucleotide messenger RNA. Its product is annotated as aminopeptidase N-like. The transcript is spliced from 3 exons. Gene Ontology annotation, molecular function: peptide binding; metalloaminopeptidase activity; zinc ion binding. Gene Ontology annotation, cellular component: cytoplasm. The coding region runs from base 32 to 2908 and encodes 958 amino acids. NCBI's taxonomy places the organism in Eukaryota, Metazoa, Arthropoda, Insecta, Diptera, Culicidae. The record is from RefSeq and is a predicted model, not a curated record. Gene Ontology annotation, biological process: proteolysis; peptide catabolic process.